AUUUUCCAGAACAGCCUUUGAAUCCACCAAGUAUGGCAAUGUUCGAAGAAAGAAAUAACCGAAACGAUGUAACUGUUUCCGUAUUUGUGAAAUCACUGAAAGAUCUGAUGAAAAAUGAAGCCUUCCAUGUACAUAACAUAGCAUUUGGACUUAACGUCGCAAUAUAUUGCGUUAUUGGAACAUUUCUGAAUCAAUUGGUAUUGAGUUACUUCCCAGGUGCCCAAGAAGACGCUGGAAGAAUGGGUUCGUUGAUGAUAAUUGCUGGUAUUGGAGGAUCAGUAUCAACAGGAAUCAUACUUGAUAAAACCCAUAGAUUCAAAGAGACAUCUUUUAUCACUUUCGUAUUGGGAACCAUUGGAUUAGGAGGAGUUUUGUAUGCCCUAACGGCUCAAAAUAAGUGGUUGUCAUAUCUGGCAAUUACUAUGUUUGGGAUUUUCCUGAGUGCUUAUUUACCGGCCGGAGUGGAGUUUGCUACAGAAAUAACAUAUCCUUCACCUGGGGGUACAGUGCUAGGAAUUCUAUACGCCACAUCGCAGGUUUUCACCGUCAUUCUCACCAUUAUGUUUGGAGUGGUUUUAGCAAAAUUUGGAACAUUUUGGGUCCUCAUUGGUAUGAUGAUUACGAUGGCAUUGGGAAGCAUUUUGACAAUAAUGACGCCGAACAAACUGAAGAGGCAGGAAUUUUUCAAAAUAAAUAACGGCGUGACAUUCACGCAGCUUCCCCAGGUGGAUAAUAGCCAUUGGGGAUGAAGAAAAUUGUUUUAUAGAUAUAGUAUAGGUACUGUGUACCAAACAAUUAGUAUAAGGUUAACUUGAAUGAAUUAAAAUCAUUAGAACACAUAUACUAUUCCUGAGUGGUAUAUAAAAAUUUGGCGAAUAUUUACUACAACCAAAGUUGAGGUUGCAAUCCUGUUUAUGUUUUUGCUUAAAAACUCUCACGCGCGUGAGAGUUGAAUAACCACGUUUUUAGAUUUCAGAUGUAUUAGUUAAUUUUUAUACUUGAUAAUGGGAUAAAACCGAAAACCAGUCGUUAAAAUUAAACAAUUAGUGGGAAUUA
Messenger RNA from Leptinotarsa decemlineata (Colorado potato beetle), 1056 nucleotides. RefSeq lists its product as uncharacterized. The record is from RefSeq and is a predicted model, not a curated record. NCBI's taxonomy places the organism in Eukaryota, Metazoa, Arthropoda, Insecta, Coleoptera, Chrysomelidae. Gene Ontology annotation, molecular function: heme binding; heme transmembrane transporter activity. Gene Ontology annotation, biological process: transmembrane transport; heme export. Gene Ontology annotation, cellular component: membrane.